CUGAGCAAGAUGCUGCGCAGAUGAUCAAAUUGAUUUACUUUUACUCAUCUAAAGAAACAGGCUUUAACAUAUCCUUAUGAUAUUAUCAUCGUGCAAUCUAUUGAGUUUGAGAGCCCAUCAUUAUGUUUCAAACAGCUAUUAUUUGGUUCAAAAGAUGAACUACUUUUCAAUUAUUUUGUUAUUGAUAGAUAGCUAGCAAAGUAGGUCUUCUGUUCUGUAACAUUACUGUAGAAAAUGCCAUAUUGUAGCCGCAGCUACCACUUUAAAUGAUCGCGGUGUUUGUUACCAAAUAUGUCUCAGUUAGCUAGCUACCUGCUAGUCCUAACGUGUAAAAACUUCAAAAUAGCUCCUUAGGUCUGCGCUUGAAGUCGUCUCAUUACAACUAAAACAGCCAUGCAAUAAAUCUCUUAUCACACAGAAUUGCACAGCAGUGACAGAGGGUAUUUCAAUGGAGCAUCCACCUCCUCCUCCACCACCAGGACCACCCCCACUGACAGCUGCCUCGGGGCCAAGCAAGAAGAAGCUGUACCAGGCCAUAGCGGCAGGAAAGACCCCUGUCGAGGGGGAUCAUGCAGAGGCCCGGUUGCUGCUCAGUCAGAGGGAGAGCAGUUUCAGGAAGGACCUGCAGUGGAUGCUGUUUAACAAGUAUGUGCCUUCCCUCAUCCAAGACGGCCCACAAUGUGGUCUGGUGGCUCUAUGGAUGGCUGGUCACCUACUACAGCCCCCUCUGAGUGUUUCCGUGGAGACCGUAGUCCAGACAGCGAUGGACAGGGGCUACACAGCACAAGGGGAGAUGUUCUCCGCUAGUGACAUGGCCAUGCUUGCAGAGGAGGUGUGUGGGUGCAGGGCUGAGCUCCUAUCCGGAGGGAUGAGUGGAGACAACUCUACAGCCGUCCUGAAACACCUGGCUGACGGACAACCCGUCCUCAUCCCAUAUGACGAGGAUUUCAACCAUGAGCCAUGCCAACGCACCGGACACAGGGCACACUGGGCAGUGGCCUCAGGUGUCUUGUUGGGUCUGGACCAGGACAGCGUGAGCAGAGAGCACACCCAACCUGACCCCACCCUGCCCUGGCUACUCCUGCCCCAGGACAGCCCCUCAUGCCCAUGUCCCACUGUGGGGGCAAGAGAAGCAUACAUCCUGGCCAAGCAGGGCAAGAGCCUGCGCUAUCAGCUGUGGAGCCUGGACAAGGUGGCCCAAAGCAAUGCCCAGCUGAGGGAGAUAGAUCCCCAGAGGGCUGGGGACAGUACCCAGUACGUGGUACCCAAGGGAGGGGUGGAAGUUGGGCUGGCAGGCCAGGUCGUGUUGGUCCACACUGGGGGACAGACUAAGUGAUCAUGGGCCUUCUCUCCUGGAGCACUGCUAUGAUACAAAUUGAGACUCAUUGGCCUGGACACAGGAAAGCAUGACAGUCUAUAAUACUGUAAGUAGAGGACAUGAUGAAAGGGUCUAAGGAUGCUUUCCUGCGUUGGCAUUAAUUUCUUCUAUAGGACACAGUUAAUGUCUACUACUUAUCAGAAUGAAAAGUUUGAAUGUAAAGUGGACUUUUGCUAAAUCUGUGGCUCCUCUAUGGAGCCUAUUUUCCAGUACCUGAACAGAUCCUGUGCCUUACUGAAAUGUUUCAUUCACUUCACAUGGUCGAACAGGCUGCAAUAUUGCAUACGAUGAGAACCCCGUACCUUCCCUGUAUUUAUACUGAUUAUCAAGCAACCCCAUAUGCACACAGAAUAAACAUAUGUACUGUU
Molecule: messenger RNA, 1746 nt
Organism: Salvelinus namaycush (lake trout)
Lineage: Eukaryota; Metazoa; Chordata; Actinopteri; Salmoniformes; Salmonidae
Gene: actmap
Product: chromosome 23 C19orf54 homolog
Exons: 7
Coding region: 449-1336 (295 amino acids)
Source: RefSeq, a predicted model, not a curated record